GUGCGCCUGCGCUAUCGGCGUACUGCCUGCCAGCAGCAACAGCGGUAGCAGCCGUGGUGCGACUUGCUGUCGGCUGCAGCGGAAUCCGGAGCGAGCGCUGUUUUUAUCCUUUUUUAAAACAUCCCAAUAGACAUGGUUACAAACGUUUCAGCAUUUUGUUUCGAGGCUGAUCCAAAACGAUAGUAAACAGGUCGGUCCGUGAUGUGCCAUAGCCGGGGAAGUGUUGUUUACUCGAGGUCCAGGUUGAGGCCUACUUGUUAAAGAUCCCCCCCCUCCUCCUCCUCCUCAUCACUUGAGUCUUAUCAUCAUGAUGGCUGAGGAUCAACAACAUCAGAAGCCGAGCCCGGGGACAGGGACUUUGCCAGCCCUUGUUCCGGGGCUGCAAGGGGCCGAGGCCAGUGCUCUGCAGCACAAAAUAAAAAACUCGACUGGUAAGAAAUUAUAUAUAAUAAUCAAAUCAGUACAAUCAAAAGUGGAGAGCAUAUUGCAAGAUGUCGAGAAGUUUACAGACAUCGAAAAACUCUACCUCUACCUUAAGUUGCCUUCUGGUCCCAACAGUGGCAAUGACAAAAGUGAUCAGAGCUCCAUGUCAUCCAGCCGCACUCAGCAAAUGCAUGCGUUUAACUGGAUCCGAAAUCAUCUAGAGGAACACCCAGAAACUUCUCUCCCCAAGCAAGAAGUCUAUGAUGAAUACAAGAGCUAUUGUGACAAUCUCGGCUACCAUCCAUUGAGUGCAGCUGACUUUGGAAAGAUCAUGAAAAAUGUUUUUCCGAACAUGAAGGCACGUCGUCUGGGCAUGAGAGGCAAAUCCAAGUACUGCUACAGUGGACUGAGGAAGAAGGCGUUUGUUCACAUGCCUUCUUUGCCCAAUCUGGACUUUCAUAAAACUGGAGAUGGGCCUGAAGGGAUGGAGUCCUCGGGGCAGCUGCAGAAUGCAGAGGAGGAUGUCCGGUCAGCUGCCUGCGACUUGGUCUGUGAGUGGGCACAGAAAGUGUUGAGUCGUCAGUUCGAUGCGGUUGAGGACCUGGCACGCUUCCUUCUCAACAGCCAUUACAUUGGUACCAAAUCGAUGGCAGCACUCACUGUAAUGACUGGCGCACCUACAGGUAUGAAGACACCAACGCAGACAUCAGCGUUCGUGCCAACAACUGAAACCAAUUCGUUCCAGCCCCAAGUAAAGACUCUGCCCUCGCCCUCUGUGGAUGCCAAACAGCAGCUGCAGCGCAAGAUUCAGAAGAAGCAGCAGGAGCAGAAGCUGCACUCCCCCCUUCCAGGAGAGGCCCAUGGGAGGAGAGUAGAUGGAGGGACGCCAGGGCCGGUCCCCUGCAUUCAUCGGGGGAGCCCAGCACUGCUGUCCCCUCAGCCCACCAUCGGGAUUGUCGUGGCAGCAGUCUCCAGCCCUGUUACGGUACAAAGAAACAGACAGCUGGUGACCUCGCCCAGCCCCGUUGGCACACCUGAAGGCAAAGUCCUUCCUGUAAACUUUCAAGUGGUUGCUCAGCACAUGCAUUCUAUGAAGCAGUCUCCCAAGACCCCUCAAAACAUCCCCGCCAGCCCGAUAGAUCGAUCAGCGCGGCAUCGCUAUCCGCAAAUACUGCCCAAACCUUGUGCCACCAGCGCCCUCACCUUGCGUUCGCCCACCACUGUCCUCAUCACCAACAGCCCCAUCAAGACUGUUGUGCCUACACCUCAUGUGAGCUCGGUGAACGUGGUGAAAAUGACAGCAAUAUCCUUGACACCCAGCAACAGCGGCACGGCCCUCAGGCCUGCUUCUGCCGGCAACAGUGGGACAGGGGCAGCUGAGGAGCCAAGGGCAGGCCUGCAGAUCAGACAUGGUUCUGUGGUCUCUCUCCAGUCUCCUGUAGCAAGGUCCAACAGUGUGACGACCACACCUACCGUUGAGAUCAAAAUGGAGCCUGAAGCCAUAACUGAUGAAAGCCAAACUCUCAGCACAGAAAGGCUGGCUGGGACUCAGGAGGCCUCUGGUGGUCAGGGAGGGGGUUGCGUGAAGCUGAGGGCCAUCAGCGACCCCGCCACUCAGGCCAAGGGAUCCCCAGGAGGAGGUGGUGAGGCUAGACCUGAAGAGACAAGGACAAAAGGCGAUGCAAAGUCCCAUUUGGACAACACUGUGGUAGCCUCCACUGUAAGCAAUAAUAAUCCAAACACUUUCUUUAUUGCAAUCUCCAAUCCAAACACCAGCAUGACUUUAUCAUCCAAUGGCAAUGCUGCAAGUUCUCCCAAGGAAAGCUUGGCCGGUUCCAAGAGCCCACGGAAGCGCUCCACAAGUUUGGCGUCUGAAUCCCAGGCCCCACCUAUCAAGAAAGUCUUUACGUCCCAGCAAUCUACCAUCAGUUUGGAAAGUCAAAAAGUGGGCCUCAGUGCUGCAGUAAAGAAGGUUACAAAAGCAACCCUGCCGGCCAAACCUGACUGCACACCAGCACCUACUCCUGGAAAAGUUACUGUGAAACUCAAUUCAACAGUCCCAACACGAAUCUUAGCUCAGACGCCGUCUGACACUCAAGCUGCAUAUUCCAGCAGCUUUCUGACUGUAGUCAAAUCUCAGUCUUCACAAGACAUCAAAGUUAAAUGUGAUGGAACUCCAUCCAGCAUGGAUACAGGUGCAGGCCCAGGGAUUGGUUCUGAUCAGACGUUAUUGCAGCAUAUCACAGGUAAUCCUCCUGUUGGCCCUGUUAACACGGGCAUGCUGAAAAACUCGGGGGCUAACGACUUGCAGAAAUCCAUGUGGGAGUCGGUGCAGCUUGGAGUCCCACAACAGGAUUACACUGCUCAGCUACAGAGCCACAAGCCCAUUCAGGUUUCAGUGGUAGACCAACAACAAGCACUGAUCCAGGGACAGCCUUCCAAUCAGUUAUCCCUGCAUCCAGAUAUGGUUGAUUUUGUAGCAUCACAGCCGAAUGACAACUAUUUUGCUUUUGAUGAUGAUAUCACACAGGACAGUAUUGUUGAAGAGCUAGUGUUAAUGGAAGAGCAAAUGAAUCUGAACAAUAAUUCUUACAACAAUUGUUUGGGGAUAUCGCUGCAGAGUCAGUCGACAGUUCCCCAGGGGGCAGUCAUGUCAUCUCAUCUAACAGGCAACCCCUUCUACCACUCAGCUCACAGCAGCAGCACUCCGGUUCACACUCCUACUCCUACCCCCACCCCCACACCUACCCCGAACCCGACCCCCACUUCAGAAAUGAUGGGAGGUCAGGGGUUAUCCCGGGAAAGCCCCUGCUCGCGAAUGGCCCAGACGACUCCUGUGGACAGCGCUUUGGGGAGCAGCCGGCACACCCCCAUUGGCACACCACACUCCAGCUGCAGCAGCAGCGUGCCCCCCAGCCCAGUGGAAUGCAGGAACCCUUUUGCUUUCACACCCAUAAACUCCAGCAUAGCCUACCAGGAUGCCAGCAUCGUUUCGAGUAGCCCUGUCAAGCCCAUGCAGAGGCCCAUGGCCACCCACCCAGACAAGGCCAAGCUGGAAUGGAUGAGCAACGGGUACAACAGUGUGGUGGGAAACGCUGCCAUUUCGAACAAUGGCAUCGGAAUUCUACCUAGCUAUCAGGAUCUACUGGAUGACCAAUUCAGAAAGCCGCACGCCUUCGCCAUACCUGGGCAAUCAUAUCAGGCACAGGCAAGGCAUCAUGACGCACACUUUGGCCGCUUGACGCCCAUCUCUCCAGUCCAGCCCCAGGUGGCUUCCAUGUCUAACCUCAGCAAACAGGAAGGUUUUGCAGUUCCCGCUCCCCUGGACAACAAAGGGACAAACUCCUCUACAAGCAACAACUUCCGCUGCCGCAGCGUUAGCCCUGCUGUCCAUCGCCAGCGAAACCUAAGUGGCAGCACCGCCUACCCUGUCUCCAAUCUCCCCAGAUCCAGCGUCAACCCUUUCAGCAGCCCUGUGACUCCAGAGGUUCUCAGCAUACUCACAAACAGCCAUUCGGAUGGCAGUGCCAACAACAUGGCUCAGAGGAGUCAAUCGGUUCCAUUAAAUGUGAUGAUGCUGACGGCGGUCCCACCCAUGCAGAAACAGAGCAACAACAAGAAGAUCACCAACGUGCUGCUGAGCAAGAUGGACUCGGACAGUGAUGACGCAGUAAGGGGCCUGGGCAUCAAUAACAUGCCCUCCAAUUACACGGCCAGGAUGAAUCUCACACAGAUCCUGGAAACCACUCCCAGCUUCCCUAGUGCCAACCACCAGAUCCAGGUCAAUUCCAGUCCUUCAGUAUAUGAAUUCCAGAAGCCAAGUUACCUCCUGAAAAACAGCAGAACUGACCAGGUCAGCUUUUCUUCUGGGGAAACCCAAGCACAGUCAGAUAUUAUAGAACAACAGCAGCAGCAGCAGCAGCAGCAGCAGCAGCUGCAGCAGCAGCAGCAGCAACUGCAGCAGCAGCAGCAACUGCAGCAGCAGCAGCAGCAACUGCAGCAGCAGCAGCAGCAGCAGCAGCAGCAACUGCAGCAGCAGCAGAAUCAACAGCAACUACAUUUCAACAGCACCGUUAAGGACCUGUUAGGAGAUGACGGCCUGAACCCAAGCUCACAGCUCGUGGGCCAGGUGGCGUCAGAACUCAACGCCGUGGUAUCAGAUUUUCCCAGCGAUAUCAGAUUGAACUCUGAACUUUCAAGCAGCAUCAACGAUCUGAACACUUUGGACACAAAUCUACUGUUUGACCCGAAUCAGCAGCAGGGACAAUAUGAAGAUUCUACACUGGAGGAACUGAAAAAUGAUCCGCUUUUCCAACAGAUUUGCAGCGAGUCAGUGAACUCGACCGGUUUUGACUGGUUGGAAAGCAAGGACCAGCCUACAGUUGAAAUGUUGGGUUAAUGUUUUUCUUUCUUGGGUUUUUUUUUUUUUUGGUAAUUAUUCAUGUGAAAGUUGUAUAGCACACUGUAUCAGAAUGUGGACACAUCACAUUUGUCCAGUGAGAAGUGCCAGCCUAAACAGAAACAAUUGCUCCUAAAAUACGUUAUUUAUCAAAAGGUUUGCUGCGCCACAAUAUGUUGAACUGCAAAACAGUUACAAAAAACAAGGUGUAAAUGAUUGUUGUUACCUAUUUCAAUGUAGUGAUAAACUCCUGCUAUUUAAACAGAUCUGAUAAAUACAUACACCCCUUUAGCAAAUAAGCUGUUUAGUUGAAGUAAGAUACAGGAUGAGCUGUAGUAUCAUGUGUGUAGGCUUAAGUUGUUUUCAAACUGCUUUCAAGUGAUAAAACAAAACCAAAAAACAAAUAAAAGACAAAUAAUGGCAGUGUGAUAAUUAAUUUGAUUAUAAACAAGUACUGGUUUUUGCAUUUAUCUGGGAAAUAAGAGGAAUAGUAAUAUCUGUAUUCUUUAUUUUUGGGAACAUUUGAAAUGAGGGACAAGUAAUAGACUAUAUGUAUUGGAGAGAAUGUUGGUAUCUCUCUGAGCCUUAUGAUUAUGAUUUUGAAAUUGUAAGACCAGCAUUCUAAUUGUAACAUACAAUACAGCCUUUUAUGAAUUACAAAGUUAUAGGGCAGCUUUUGAAUCCUAGAAUCCUGAAUUGUUAAGAUCACAUUUUAAGUAGGGGAAGGUAACACAGCCUUUGAACAGUAAGAGGUGUGUUUUUAUUUAUUGUAACAUUUUUCUAAGUCUUCUAUCUCCUCCUAAAGUGGUUGCUGUCCUGUACAGCAGAUUUGUGUAGUAGAGUUCUCUAUGUGCAACAGAAACAUCCUGGCGAAAAAUAUAUGCCAAUAUAGGUCUAAGACUUUGAUUUUCUAAAGAUAAAUAGGUCUCUAUUUUGACAUAUUUAACACAAGACUAAAUGUAUUAAUUAAUGUACCAUACAUUUUAAUGCAAGGGAAAUUGAAACAUUUUCAUUUUAUUAUAAUGCUGGCUGGGAAAAGCUAGAUAGGAUCAAACUAUACCUUGUUUAAAAACAAAGAAAGUUAUUUAUUGUCCAUUUUUAGUCAGAAAUUAAAAGUAAACAUAACAAUACAUUUGACCAAAUUAAGCAGCUGAAUUUCAGGUCUUUGCAUAAGUACUACCCAAAGGCUCAGUUGAAACUUAGGACUCUUAUUUUCUGUUUGUUAAAAAUAUUAAAGAAAUUAAGUGAUUGAGAUAAGGGGAGGGUGAAUAUUAAACAGAGUAGAACACCCCAAACAAUGACAUGGCUUUGUAUGGAACAGUAGGCAUUGCUAUCUGUUCAUAGACUGUGCUUCAUGGCAUUUUAGGAGCUAGCGAUGCAUGCUAAUGUGUAGCAGAGUGUAUAGGUCUGGACAGCUAAUUGGAUCUCAGUUACAUUUUUUAGCCUAUCCUUCAGGCAGGUAACAAGCCAGCUCUGCAUUUCACUGGAGGCUGGUGCUGAUUAUUCAGGGGAUUUUAACUCAUUACCUCUGUCUGAAGGUGUCUGUAUCAACUACUGCAUUGUUGCAAAGCUUGACUGCUUUAACAGAUCCAUUUAAAUAUAUUGUAUAUUUAUUACACAAUUCUGUAUUGCAAUACAUAUUUUCUUUUAGUGAGUCUGUUUUGCUCCCAUACCAAAGAGAAGCCAUCCUAUUUGGACUUGAUAUCUAACUUGUUUGAAUCCAGACUUAUCUAGUGCUUGCCCAUUCAACGAGACCGAUUUUAAAGAGAGAUUUUGAUGUGAAAUAUGAAAGUAAAUAUCUAUAAAAUGGUAUUAAAAUAGCAAAACUGUUAAGGAAGCAAUCAUUUUUAAAGCUGGAGCGCAUAUCUUUCACUAAAAAACAUAGAAAGAUGAAUAAAAAGGUCUGUUGAGAAAAUCGAUAUUGCUAGAUGCGAGUGCUGAUUUGGGACUAUUUUUAUCAUUCAUUUCAUUAUCGAUUUUCAUAAACUAUGUAGGAAAUAUCUCUACUAAACUGAGACACACUGGCCAUACUAGCUAAUAUGCAACAUCUACAUUAUACUGAUCAUUUGGAUCUGUAGCCAGUUGAAUAUUCUAACAAAUUAGUUUAUUUUUAACCCUUAAUAUUGUACAGACAAUAAUGUGUUCACUUUUUCACCGUUAUAAAUGUCUUUGUUGUUUAAAGAUGUAUUCUUAAUUCGCAGUUGGAACAAUAGCAUGCUUAAUAAAUAAAAAAAAUAAAAAAAAAGUGUAGUAUUCUGAGGUAUUAUAAGACGUUUUGUGUCCCCAGACGUUUGCAGCAGACACUGGAAAGAAAAUUGUUUAGUUCAAAGUUCAGCAGGCUUCUGAGGUUCAUACUAUUGCACUAAACUUCUAAAGAACCUAAGGUUUGGCACCUCUUUUGGGACAAAUGCAACAGUUAAAGCCUGCAAAAAAAAACAAUUAUAAAGAACUUCAAUAUGAGAAGUAAAAAAGAAAAAUAAAGGUAAAAUGUCAUCCAAAAAAAUGACAGAUUUGUCUUAUGUAGCAAUGUGCAUUGAUCUCAGUGAGAUCAUUCUUUUACUCAUUCUCUUACACGAGAAUAUACAGCAGGAUUUCAAAACAAAAAAGUUUUGCUUCACCGUGUUGAUACAUGAUCACAAGUGUGCAUGGGUAUUGAACGCUAUUGUACAGUAUUCUUUGUAACCACUUUCUUUGCUCUAAAGAAGACUGGUUCUCCGUUAACCAGACAGGCUUAGUUAUUCACAUAACAAGUUAUUUACAUUGUUUGAUGUUUACUAAUUCUAAUUAGUACUUGUUGAGUGUUCAGUUUUUUAAGUGUUUGUUCUGUUUUUAUUUUAAUUUUUAUUUGAAGUAUAAUAAUCUUUUUGUGCAACAAGUUUUGUUCAUGGGUUUUUUUUGUUUGUUUUUG
Messenger RNA from Polyodon spathula (Mississippi paddlefish), 7730 nucleotides. RefSeq names its product DNA-binding protein RFX7-like. The coding region runs from base 308 to 4822 and encodes 1504 amino acids. Gene Ontology annotation, biological process: regulation of transcription by RNA polymerase II. The transcript is spliced from 9 exons. The record is from RefSeq and is a predicted model, not a curated record. Lineage: Eukaryota; Metazoa; Chordata; Actinopteri; Acipenseriformes; Polyodontidae. Gene Ontology annotation, molecular function: DNA-binding transcription factor activity, RNA polymerase II-specific; RNA polymerase II cis-regulatory region sequence-specific DNA binding.